Messenger RNA from Erigeron canadensis, 769 nucleotides. RefSeq names its product umecyanin-like. The transcript has 2 exons. Lineage: Eukaryota; Viridiplantae; Streptophyta; Magnoliopsida; Asterales; Asteraceae. The coding region runs from base 118 to 684 and encodes 188 amino acids. The record is from RefSeq and is a predicted model, not a curated record. Gene Ontology annotation, molecular function: electron transfer activity. Gene Ontology annotation, cellular component: plasma membrane.
UCAGCUUCAUACUUACCAAUCACAAUAACCAACCUAGAGAAAAAAAAGAAAAAACUCUAAACAUAGUAAGUUAUUACAUUAGUGGGCGACCUGAGAUCUCUAACACAGAACACUAAAAUGGCAGGAUUGAAAUCAAUGGUUAUUGUAUUGGUAGUCAUGAUGGUUGCUUCUUUCCAGCCACAAUUCGCCGCUGCACAAACCACGCAUGUAGUUGGAGGCACCAUUGGCUGGAUGAUUCCAUCCAGCGGCGCCAGCGCUUACACCACAUGGGCAUCUGGACAAACAUUCAGGGUCGGAGAUUCUCUUCUAUUCAACUUCACCACAGGAUUUCAUGACGUCGCAGAAGUUUCACAAACCGCAUACGGUCCAUGCACCAUAACUAACCCAAUCUCAACAACCACAACCGGCCCAGCCACCCUCAGACUUGCCACAGCAGGCAACCACUACUAUAUUUGCACUUUCGGAACUCAUUGUCAAAUUGGUCAAAAAUUAACCAUCAACGUCGCUGCAUCGACUUCCACUAGUCCUCCUUCUGCCACCAGCCCGGCUCCCUCUGGGCCCAUGCCUAUGUCACCUGACGGUAUGCCUAUGUCACCACCACCACCAUCACCUAGCAGUGCAUCAGUUUUCACUGCAAUGGUACCAGUCACUUUCUUGGCAGCUGUUAUGGCUUUGUUUUACUAGAUCAUUUUUGGUUGGUUCAUGUUUCUUUUGGAUAUUUUUGUGGUCCAUUUUUAAUUUUUUGUGGUAUAAUAAAAUGUUUUGAUUU